AUGGGAGAAUUUCCUUGGAAGCAGUUUUGGAAACAGAUUAAAAUUCUGCCAAAGAUCCAGAAUUUUGUAUGGAAAGUGCUCCAAGACGGAAUUGCAGUUUAUGAAAAUCUCAGAAAAUACAAUCCCAGUGUUCAAAUUACUUGUCCUAUGUGUGGAACAACUGAGGAGUCGGUUCUACAUCUUUUCUUCAACUGUCAGUUUGCUCUGGAAGUCUAUCAUGCUAGUACGAUAUUGAUUGAAACUCAGGGAAAUUCUGUAAUGGAUAUAAUUAGUCAUUGGCUGGAGUACCCUGAUCAAGGAAUCAUGCUGAAUUUAGGUGGUUGCUUAUUAUGGAAUAUCUGGAAGACAAAGAACGAUUUGGUUUUUAGCAAUAUUCAGAUUGCAUUUGGUCCCUGUAUCCGCAAAUCUCUGGAGGAUGCUCUGAAUUUCUGCUCGGAGAUACAGGUUAAUCAAUUCGAUACUGCAGUUUGGGAACUUCCACCUUCAACGUUUGUGAAGAUUAAUGUGGAUGCAGCUUACAGUGAUGGUAAAGGUGCAGUGGCAGCAGUACGGUGGAUUCUUUUGGUAAUUAUCUGGGAUGUGGAGCAUUAUGUUUUGAUACAUUCUCUGCAACAGUGGCAGAAGUGA
Papaver somniferum (opium poppy) is the source of this 627-nucleotide messenger RNA. RefSeq lists its product as uncharacterized. The record is from RefSeq and is a predicted model, not a curated record. The transcript has a single exon. NCBI's taxonomy places the organism in Eukaryota, Viridiplantae, Streptophyta, Magnoliopsida, Ranunculales, Papaveraceae. The coding region runs from base 1 to 627 and encodes 208 amino acids.